AUGCCCAUGCCACUGCCUGGCUCAGACAGUGUGGUAUCCGGAGCAUUCGAACCUCUGCUUGAUAUGGGACCAGGAAGAAAUUCGUUAAUCGGGUUACCCGACCAUCAGGAGAAGUUUACCCUUUUCGUGGUGAGCUGGAUGCUGGCGUUGCGGUGGAUCGAGCAAAACGUGACGAAGUAUCGAGAGUCGAGGGCACCAACAGCGGAAUCAAUAUAUGCCAUUGAUUACAACCGGAGGCUUGAGUUGUUUGAGACUGCGUGCAAAGUAUUCUCUAUACCUAUGGAGCUAGAUGACAGCAAUUACCGUGAUUGGGGUUGGUACAUGAAGAGGUACUUGCUGGACAAAGUUUUGUUUGAUUUUGUGUAUGGAACCAUAGCACAACCAGAAGAUGCUACUGCAGUUUCAGCGUGGCAGCGUGAGGACAGGAAAGCACUCGUAGCAGUUUGUUUAGCUGUUGAACCUUCACAGAGAGUCCAUGUGAUGGGGACAGAGACGUCCAAGGCUGCGUGGGACGCAUUAAGAAAGAGCAGAAGUCUUCGACUCCAAGAGUGUCACAAUUGUGGGAAGAUAGGCCACAUUGCGAAAAACUGCUGGAAGAACGGUGAUGCGAAAGGAGGGCAGUCAAAAGCUGCAGUUGCAGUUGCAUUUGCCUAUGAGGAGGAGGAAGAGAUAGCGCUGAAGUGUUGGACGAAGCAUAGCAAAGUUAGUGUGAGUAGUUGGAUUAUUGACUCAGGAGUAUCUCAGCAUAUGACUCCGAUCUUAGAUCUUAUCGACAAUUACAAGAAGUACGAAGUUCCGCGAGCAGUCAAGUUGGGCAACGACGCCGUUAUCCGAGCUAAUGGCCGCUGUUAUAUAUCAGUCAAACUGAAGAAUGGAGAGACACCAAAUUCGUUGAAGAAAGCCGCAAGCAGUGAAGUAGUUCUCGGGAUGGGGAAUGUUGCGUACGAGAAUCUCAAAUGUGAGAGUUGUGCAGAUGGCAAACAGCACAAGACAUCGUUUCCGAAGUCAGUUAACCAGUCGUCAGAGUUAUUACAAGUUGUGCACAGUGAUGUUUGUGGACCAAUGAAAACAUACUCACUUGGUGGUUCGAGAAACCUUGUAACUUUUAUUGAUGAGAAGUCCAAGUAUGUACGUGUGUAUUUCAUGAGUCACAAGAGUGAGGUCACGGAAGUUUUCAAGAAGUUCUGCAACAUGGCAGAGAAUCAGAAAGAGGGACGAAUCAAGAUUCUGAGAAGUGACAAUGGAGGAGAGUACCGUUCGAAAGAAAUGGAGAAGUUGCGGAAGCGAUGGUGCAUGUACCGAAAGAGAAGAGCAAGAAGUUGGAUGCACAAGUCGAAGAACUGUGUGUUUGAUGGUUAUCCCGAUCACAAGAAAGGAUACAAAUUUUACGACAGUGUCUUCAUGAGCAUUGUUGUUAGUCGAGAUGUCAAAUUCUUGGAGAGUCAGUUACUUAAAGAUAGUUUCCUUGUCACUGAACUGUCAGGAGGAGAAGAGUUUUCUAGCCAGCAGAAACAGAUUACGACAGAAAUUGUGCAAGAUGAAGAAGGUGCCAAGACAAUACCAGACGAUACCACUGUGGUUCAGGAGGAGCCAGUACUUGAAACAGUGACUGAAGAACCACAAGUGCAGCCGACGUACGAGAGAACGUUUAUGAAUUCACUUGGAAACCUACCAGACAAGCGAAGAAGGAAGCCCGCAGCAGUGUGCUGUGUCGCGAAUGAGGUAGUCAAAGAAUCGAAGACACUGAAGUCAGCUCUCAUUUCCGCACACUCUGAGGAGUGGAUGAAAGCAGCGGAAACUGAGUUUCAGUCUCUUACGAAGAUGAAGACGUGGCAAUCAGUUCCUCGAGAGACGAUAGCAACAGUUCUUGAAUUGUCCGUUCAUCAAUUGGACGUGAAGACGGCAUUUCUGAAUGGAGAUCUGGAAGAAGAAAUCUUUCAGAAGCAGCCAGAUGGGUUCGUGGAUGAAGCUCAUCCAGAGUGGGUUUGUCGUUGGUUACGGAGUUUAAUUGGCUUGAAACAAGCAUCAAGUUGCUGGAAUCUUAAGUUAGACGAGUUUCUGAAGCUAACUGGGUUUACUCAGUUGAAUGCUGACUCGUGUGUGUACAUACAAAAGUUCGAUGGAGACGUGUUUGUUUUUAUCCUUGUUUAUGUCGACGACAUGAUAGUAGUUUCCAAUAAUUUUGAAGCGUUAUUGCAGCAGAAAAGAAAAUUAGCGAGCAGAUUUGAUCUUGUUGAUCAAAGAGAAGUACAUCAUUUGUUGGGAAUGACCAUCAACAGAGACAGAGAGAAGCGUUCUUGUAAGAUUAGUCAGAGAAGUUGUGCAGUCAGUGUAGUCCACAAGAUCGGGUUGGAAGAAUGCAAUCCUGCUGCCACACCGAUGGAAGCCAAAUUAAAGCAACAAAAGCUUGAUGAAAGUGAGACAGAGAAGUUACAGUCUAGUUAUCAGCCUGCAGCUGGCUCGUUGCUUUAUUGA
Molecule: messenger RNA, 2475 nt
Organism: Symsagittifera roscoffensis
Lineage: Eukaryota; Metazoa; Xenacoelomorpha; Acoela; Convolutidae
Exons: 6
Coding region: 1-2475 (824 amino acids)
Biological process (GO): DNA integration
Molecular function (GO): zinc ion binding; nucleic acid binding
Source: RefSeq, a predicted model, not a curated record